Coffea eugenioides is the source of this 1452-nucleotide messenger RNA. RefSeq names its product CRS2-associated factor 2, mitochondrial. Lineage: Eukaryota; Viridiplantae; Streptophyta; Magnoliopsida; Gentianales; Rubiaceae. Gene Ontology annotation, molecular function: RNA binding. The transcript is spliced from 5 exons. The record is from RefSeq and is a predicted model, not a curated record. The coding region runs from base 35 to 1189 and encodes 384 amino acids. Gene Ontology annotation, biological process: Group II intron splicing.
CUGGCCGGCGACGAAACCUGACGGACAUCGCAUUAUGCUGAAGCUCUUCGCAUGUCGUCGGACAACCUCUCGAGGCCUGCCCAAAAUUACAUCUUUACCCUCAUCCCCAAUGCUCUGUGUCUCUCGAUUUCUGAGCCACUCUCCAUUAUCUGAUGAAGAAGACAUUUACGACCCUCCAUUCUCACCUACCUCCAAAACCCUCCUUAAACCCCCGGCAGGGAGACAACACAAGAAGAAAAAUGAACAAAAGAAAGCUCGAGGAGGGAAAAAGGGUUCCUCAAAUGUGCUUGAUUCCCGAAAUGCCCUGAAUUUUCCGGUAAAGUCGGACCUACCCUUUGAUUUCAAGUAUUCCUACUCUGAGACCAACCCGGAUGUGAAGCCAAUCGGGUUUCGCGAACCGCCGAGGUUCUCUCCGUUUGGUCCUGGUCGGCUUGACCGGAAAUGGACCGGGACGUCGGCCCCGGCUGAAGAGUCUGUGGAUUCGGAGAAGUUGGCCGAGCAACGGAAAAAGGUUUUUGGGGAACCUUUAAUGAAGGAGGAGAUUGCAGAGCUCGUGGAGAAAUAUAGGCAUAGUGAUUGUUCUCGCCAAAUCAAUUUAGGGAAAGGAGGAGUUACUCACAACAUGCUGGAAGACAUUCAUAACCAUUGGAAGAGGGCUGAAGCUGUGAGGAUUAAGUGCUUAGGGGUGCCAACUCUUGACAUGGACAAUGUUUGUUUUCAUCUCGAGGAUAAAUCUGGUGGGAUGAUAAUUUAUCGUCAGAGUAACGUUCUCCUGCUAUACAGAGGUCGGAACUAUGAUCCUAAAAAUAGACCAGUCAUUCCUUUGAUGCUGUGGAAGCCAUAUGCGCCAAUAUAUCCAAAGCUUGUGAAGCCUGUUGCUGAUGGCCUGACAUUUGACGAGACAAAGGAGAUGAGAAACAAAGGGCUCAACUCUGAUCCCAUAAUGAAACUCACCAGGAAUGGUGUGUAUGUGAAUGUGGUAGACAGAGUGAGAGAUGCAUUUAAGACCAAGGAAGUUGUUAGACUAGAUUGUGCACACGUGGGGACUAGUGACUGCAAAAGGAUCGGAGUUAAGUUACGGGAUCUGGUACCUUGUAUUCCUAUCUUCUUCAAGGACGAACAAAUAAUACUUUGGCGGGGAAGGAAUGAUCAGAUAUACAGCUCAAGUGCAGUGGAACUUGCAGCUUAAAAAGAUGCUAGUUUUGAGUCCUAGGUUGUUGGCAUCCCGGGCUUAUAGGCUAUAGCUAACGGAUUGGACUACCUUGUAAAUACAAUACCAACUAAAGAGGAGACAAUUAGAAAAGAGAGUUCAUAAUGGAAAGAACAUUAUAUUAGACUGUGGAGUAAUCGCCUCCCAUUUUGUCAUUCGUAUUUAGUGUCCCGCUGUGCAACGAUGCCAUUGUUGCGUAACAACCUUUUUUCUUUUCGUCUAAAUUUUAUUUAUCAAACAGA